Molecule: messenger RNA, 1014 nt
Organism: Lobosporangium transversale
Lineage: Eukaryota; Fungi; Mortierellomycota; Mortierellomycetes; Mortierellales; Mortierellaceae
Exons: 4
Coding region: 151-1014 (287 amino acids)
Biological process (GO): lipid metabolic process
Cellular component (GO): membrane
Molecular function (GO): oxidoreductase activity, acting on the CH-CH group of donors
Source: RefSeq, a predicted model, not a curated record
CGCAUCGUCACUCCUAACUGCAUUCGAUCUUCAUCCAACGCACACACACAAAGAAUUGUUGAGGUGACCUUCUCAACUCUUUCAUUUUUUUUUUUUCUCCUAAUCCUCAACAAAGAACUCCAAUUCGAUCCCUUCAAAGUUUGUCCUAUCAUGAGUUUGACAUAUUUUUCACCCGUAACAAGGGUAUUACUUCCUACUAUUUUCGCCAACUUUUCCAUACAGAUUGUAGGAUGGGGCAUUUCAGCCGCACUCCAGACAGAAAAAAUUUAUGAUUUGACUGGUUCAACAUCCUUCCUUUUGUGUACAUUUUUGUCUUUGGCCAAGCCUUUUGCCAAAAAUGUGGUACAAAUAUUCCAUCCGCGUCAAAUCCUCGCCUCUGGGACAACCGUCAUUUGGGCAUCCUACCUUGGGCUCUUUUUGUUCAAUAGAGCCCUGGCGCAUGAUGAUAAGCGCUUCGAGAGAGUCAAGAAAACACCCAGUAUAUUUCUCACCUAUUGGCUUAUACAAAGCAUCUGGGUUGGGAUGACAGCAUUACCAGUAUACCUUACAAAUUCCAUCUCAAGCGAGUUUCAUCCUCAACUUGGAGUAAAGGAUUAUGUUGGGCUGAGCAUCUGGGCAUUCGGCUUCACCUUUGAAGUCAUUGCCAAUUAUCAAAAGCAGCAAUGGCGCAAGAACAUUGGCAAAGAUUACAAACACAGUUUCAUUUCCAGUGGGCUAUGGUCCUUGUCAAGACACCCCAAUUAUUUUGGCGAAUGCAUGUUAUGGUUUGGAAGCCACUUGCUCUGCUCCAGCGCCUUUUCUAUUGCUGUCCACAAACAAAUUAUGUCUCUGUGGAUCUCACGCCUCGCGAUGAUCAGCCCGAUCUUUGUCACUUUUCUGAUCACACGCGUUAGUGGAAUUCCUUUGCUUGAGCGUGAGAACGACAGACGUCUCAAGGACGUUGUCGCUUACUGGAAAUACAAAAAAGAAACAAGCAUGUUUGUUCCUACCUGGCGUCGCUCUACAGCCUUAUAA